AUGGCCACCCGAACGAGGGCAUUAAGGUCUUUGGCACGGGCCAGCGGCGCCAGCGGCCUCCUCCGAAGGAUCCAUUCCGGCCGAGUGCCCCGGCUGGCGGACCAGACGACGAUCCGCGCGCCCGUGGCCGAAGCGCUGAAGGUGGCGAGGCACGAUGAGGCGAUGAUGGUGCCAAAGGACUGGGCGCAGUUCGAUGAUGCGGACAUGAAGAUUCUACACAACUUGGGCAUUGAGACUGACGCAGUCAUCCACAACGCACGCCCUGGGACCUUAUACGAUGAGGCCUUGCGCUACGAGAAGGGCUCCGCCAUUUUGUCCACUGGCGCAUUGGCCGCCUACAGCGGGGCCAAGACGGGGCGCUCGCCCUUGGACAAGCGAGUCGUCGAGGAGGAAUCGACUGUGGACGACAUUUGGUGGGGCUCGGUGAAUGUCAAACUUGCAGAAAAGAGCUUCAUCAUCAACAGAGAGCGAGCCAUCGACUACCUCAACACACGUCCCAGACUGUAUGUCCUUGAUGGCUUCGCUGGCUGGGACCCUGACUACCGCUACAAGAUCCGGGUGAUCACGAGUCGCGCGUACCACGCCCUCUUCAUGCACAACAUGUUGAUCCGCCCCACCGAAGAAGAGCUCGCACACUUCGGGGAGCCGGACUACACCAUCUACAACGCAGGUGCUUUCCCUGCAAACCGGGCCACUGAAGGCAUGUCAAGUGGCACUUCAGUGUCGUUGAACUUCAAGACUCGGGAGGUAGUGAUUUUGGGCUCGCAGUACGCCGGCGAGAUGAAGAAAGGCGUUUUCACCAUCAUGAACUAUCUCUUGCCCAAGCAGGGCAUUCUCAGCAUGCACGCGAGUGCGAAUGAGGGCCAGGACGGCGAUGUCACGGUGUUCUUUGGCCUCAGCGGCACGGGGAAGACCACGUUGUCGGCGGAUGAGAACCGGAAGCUUAUCGGUGAUGAUGAACACGCCUGGACAGACAAGGGCGUGUUCAACAUCGAAGGUGGCUGCUACGCGAAGGCUAUUGGCCUCACCAGGGAGAAGGAGCCGGAGAUUUGGGAUGCCAUUCGCUUUGGCGCGCUCUUGGAGAACGUGGUGUUCGACCAGCGCACUGGUGAAGUGGACUACAACGACAACAGCAUCACUGAGAAUACCCGGGUCUCGUACCCACUGGAGUACAUCCCCAAUGUGAAGAUUCCUGCAGUUGGUGGUCAUCCGAAGAACAUCAUCAUGCUCACUUGCGAUGCCUUUGGCGUUCUUCCACCAGUCUCCAAGCUCACGCCAGCACAAGCCAUGUAUCACUUCAUCUCUGGCUACACCGCAAAGGUGGCUGGCACCGAGAUGGGCGUGAGUGAGCCCACCGCCACCUUCUCCGCCUGCUUUGGUGCCCCCUUCAUGGUGUGGCACCCGGCCAAGUAUGCCGAACUGCUGGCUGAAAAGAUGGCCAAGCACAACGUGAACGCCUGGCUGAUCAACACCGGCUGGACGGGUGGUGCCUUCGGCCUGGGCCACCGCAUGAGCUUGAAGGAUACUCGUGCCAUCAUUGAUGCGAUCCACUCGGGUGAUUUGGCCAAGGUCGAGUACGAGAACUUCCCCAGGUUCAAUUUGGCGGUGCCGAAGAGUUGUCCCAACGUUGAUGCCAAGAUCUUGAUGCCGAACAAGACUUGGUUGGACCAGUCGGAGUUCGAGCGAAUGUCAGCCAAGCUCUCAGGGCUUUUCAAGGAGAACUUCACCAAAUUCCAAGACGGAUGCUCUGCUGACAUCAGGGCAGCAGAUCCACAGUAG
This is a messenger RNA of Durusdinium trenchii, 1779 nucleotides long. The record is from the annotation of a GenBank genome assembly. NCBI's taxonomy places the organism in Eukaryota, Dinophyceae, Suessiales, Symbiodiniaceae.